AUGGCUCUUAACAUGACUAAUUUGACCUCUGGUCAAGACUCUUAUAAUCCAUGCUGGACACCGCUGGUCAGUGAUUUUGUAGUCAUCAUGUUCCUGUUGAUCAAUCACGUGAUCUUGAGCUCGUGCCUCUGCGUCACAGGAAUUGUGGCGAACGUCAUCAAUAUUUGCGUGUUUCUGAAGCAAGGUCUCGGCACCUCGACCAGCAUCAGCUUCUUCUCGCUCUCCGUGGCUGACCUUUUGGGCCUCGUGACCUUGUUGUGGUACGACAUGUGCCUCAACCCAUACCUCGCCAACCUUGACACUGACAUCCUUUUCAAAGAAGUCGCCUACCUAACUUCCGGCUGGCCGCACGGCUGCGCGUCGCGCAUCACCAGCUGGACCACUGUGUUCAUUACUGCUGAGAGAUGUCUAUCCAUCGCUCUCCCGUUAAAAAUCAAGCACGUCAUCACCCCGGAGAGGACAACGGCGAUUAUCAUCAUCAUUUAUCUCAUCAACAUUCUGUCCCUGGUCCCAGAGUACUCGUCGGCUUACUACGACUGGACGUUUAAUGUGGCCAAAAACAAAACCGUAUUUGGCCUUGUUUUCCGAAGCAACCGGCCACAGACUGCCGGGUUGUCUUUUCUUUUCCACGGCUCUUUCACUCUCAUAUCCUUUUUCUCCGUGGUGACAUUCACCAGUGUCUUAGUCUUGGAGCUAAGGAGAACCUCGAAAUGGAGGCAGCGCGCGGUGAACUCUGGGAAGCAGACGGCCACCAUGUCAAAACGAGACCGGAAGACGAUGAUCAUGGUUGUGCUCGUGGCCACCUCUUUGAUCGUCUGCUUCGUCCCCACCGUGGUGCUGUCCAUCGUGACCAUCAGCGUUUCUGAGUUUAGCGUUGUGGGGAAAGAGGUCAACCUGUUCAACACGUGCUGGUCAUUCGGUUUCCUGCUCCACUCGGUCAACUCUAACGUCCACUUUCUACUCUACUACAAGAUGAGCUCCAAAUUUAGGUCAACGUUUCAGAACCUCUUUAGAAGAACCGCGGACGCAGUGGACACGCAUGACACUCAGUGGGAUGACCACAUCUAG
Molecule: messenger RNA, 1068 nt
Organism: Biomphalaria glabrata
Lineage: Eukaryota; Metazoa; Mollusca; Gastropoda; Planorbidae
Product: probable G-protein coupled receptor B0563.6
Exons: 1
Coding region: 1-1068 (355 amino acids)
Biological process (GO): G protein-coupled receptor signaling pathway
Cellular component (GO): plasma membrane
Molecular function (GO): G protein-coupled peptide receptor activity
Source: RefSeq, a predicted model, not a curated record